AUGCUAGGCCGCAACCAGCAGCCGCAGCAGAGGAGGGCUCUAGAAAGGUUCCCUGAAUGGCGCCUGGAGCAGCGGCAGCAGCAGGUGAAGCUGGCUUGGGAUGACAUUCUAGGUGACGGGCCUGAUGAGGCUGAUGGGGCUAGGGGGAAUAAGGGGGCGGAUGGGCCAGAUAGGGCAGGUGGGGUCUUUAGUGGCAGCAGCAGCACCUCCAAACGACUGCCAGCGCGAGUGUCAGGUUCAGUGGAUGCAGGACAGGCUGCAGCAGGGAGAGGUUCGCUUGCCCGCAGAGCAGUGAAGGCAUCAGGAGCCGCAGGGGCAGCAAAAGCAACAGGAGCAGAGAAAGGCAGAGGCGGGGAGUCGGAGCACGCCGCACGGGCAGAAGGUGCGGCGGCAGCAGAGGAGUUUGACUUUGGUGUGCCGGCAGAGACAGCAGGUGAGGUUGAGCGGCGCGAGUCUGUUGACUUAGCCAUGGGCGGCAGGCCUGUGCCCAGAGGAGGGGGUAGCAAUGGCGAUGGUGGUGGUGGUACAAGGCUCAUGCAGGGCAGUGGGAGCAGCAGCACGGGCACUGAGCUGAGGGCGGGCACAGAUGAUGCAGCACCGGAAGCAGCAGGAGCAACAGCGGCAGGAGCAGCAGAAGCAACAGUAGGAGCACAAAUCCCUGAGGACUUAUCAUCCCCAUCCAGCAUCCCUCCGCACCUGUCGUCUCUCGGCCCCUGUCAGGUAUUCACCCUGCAGCAGCUACUUGCAGCUACUGACAGCUUCAGCCCGGCUCGCCUGCUGGGCCGCAGCAGCGGGGGCAGCGCUGGUGGCAGUGUGUAUCGGGGCGAGCUGAUGGGCCGGUCAGUGGCAGUCAAGAGACUGCAAGGACCGGGGAUCAUCCCCAGGGGACGGGGACCUCACGCCACGUCAGCUGCCACGUCAGCGGCCACGUCAGCAGAGGCGGAGGCGUUUUGGAGGGAGGUGGGGGUGCUGGCGGGUGCGCGGCACGCGCACGUGGUGGGCAUGGUGGGGUGCUGCCCUGAAGACUUCUCCCUCGUGUAUGAGCUCAUGGAAGGGGGGUCUCUCUGGGACCGGCUUCACCCACAGCUGCAACAGCAGCAGCAGCAGAAAAAAACCCAACAGAAACAGCAGCAGCAAGAGCAGGAGCAAGAGGCAGCCACCGCCCCGCCUCCCUCCCCUCUCCCUCCACACCUCCCAUGGCACCAUCGCCUGCGCAUCGCAUCGGAAAUCGCCUCAGCGCUCCUCUUCCUCCACUCCCACAACCCCCCCAUCCUACACUCCGACCUCAAACCCCAGAACAUCCUCCUAGACGCUCAAGGCACCAGCAAACUAGCUGAUACAGGCCUGGCGGGACUUAGUUUCUUUGGCUUGUUUCCGCAGAAGCAGCUGGAGGUGACGUUUAAAGUGAGGGGGACGUUUGGGUUCUUUGAUCCGGAUGUGGUUACCACCGGGGAGGUUACUGCGGCGAGUGAUGUGUAUGCGCUGGGCGUGGUCCUGCUGCUGCUGGUUACUGGGAUCGAGGAUCGCCUCGACAAGCGGGCGGGCAGCUGGCCGAGAGAUUUGGCUGCCCGGGCCGUGCGUGUGGCGCUGCAGUGUGUGGAGCGGCGCGGCGUGGAUCGGCCGGACCUGCAGGCCGUGGUGCACCCGACCCUGGCUGCCAUUGCUGAGGAGGCACGGGAGUUGCAGGCUCGGGAAGACGAGAAGCAGGGUCGGGACGCGCAGGCUCGGGAGGAAGUGAAGCAAGGGCAGGAGUUGCAGCUGGAAAGUCGCUUUAUCUGCCCGCUUUCCCAUCAACGGCUGCACGAUCCUGUGGUGGCAGCAGACGGAGUGACGUACGAGCGGGAGGCGAUAGAGGCGUGGCUCGCAGCACAUGACACCUCCCCCACAACCCACCUCCUCCUCCCUCACAAACACCUCACCCCCAAUCUCAUCCUGCUCGACCUGCUCUCCUCCUUGGGUCUCCUCAAUGGGUCGUAA
This is a messenger RNA of Closterium sp. Yama58-4, 1977 nucleotides long. The record is from the annotation of a GenBank genome assembly. NCBI's taxonomy places the organism in Eukaryota, Viridiplantae, Streptophyta, Zygnematophyceae, Desmidiales, Closteriaceae.